AUGUCAACUAGUGAAACUGAGAAUGAGAGGAUGAAAAAAUUCAAGAACAGAGGCAAAAAUGUGGAGAUACUGAGAAGGCAGAGAGUUGAAUUUUCUGUUGAAUUACGAAAAGCCAAAAGGGAUGAACAGAUUUUGAAGAGACGGAACAUAAGCAAAUUUCCAGAUGGUGACUCUUCUUUACCAAAGCUUGCUGGAUUUAAUAGCCAUCCAAUGACCAUAGAGGAGAUUGUGAAGGGAAUGAAUAGCCAAGACCCGUUGCUACAAUUGCAAGCUACAAAUGGAGUUCGAAAACUACUCUCUCGGGCAUGGAAACCUCCACUGGAUGAAUGUAUUGAAGCAGGUCUGGUUAAGAAGCUUAUUGAGUUUCUUGGUCGGGAGGAUGAUCCUACACUACAGUUUGAGUCAGCCUGGGCGCUGACUAAUAUUUCCUCUGGCACAUCAGCUCAAACUGGGGCAGUGGUGGAAGGAGGUGCUAUUCCACCACUCGUACAUCUCCUUUCCUCCCCACACAUGCACAUCAGUGAGCAAGCUGUGUGGGCCUUGGGCAACAUUGCAGGUGAUGGCCCUCUCUUUCGUGAUGCAGUAAUUGAAUGCUCUGCUGUUCCCUCACUCCUGCGAUUGGUCCAACCAGAUAUCCCUGUUGACUUCUUGCGCAAUAUCACCUGGACUAUAUCAAAUCUGUGUCGCAACAAAAACCCAUAUCCCCCUCUCCAGGCAGUUCAACAGAUUCUCCCCACACUGGUUCAACUGCUUCAUUAUGAGGAUGAUGCCCUUCUCUCUGAUGCUUGCUGGGCAAUAUCCUACCUGACAGACGGUCCAAAUGAACGGAUUGAGGAGGUGGUUCGCACUGGAGUUUUGCCCAGGCUUGUGCAAUUGAUGUUGAAAGAUAAACUGGGUUUGUUGACUCCUGCCCUCCGUUCUGUUGGAAACAUUGUGACUGGAACUGAUAGACAAACAGAGGCUGCUCUUGAAGCAGGAGUUCUUUCAAUUCUACCAAAACUGUUGAAACACCCCAAGUCCUCGAUCCAGAAAGAGGCUGCUUGGACCAUUUCCAAUAUUGCUGCUGGACCUACAAUGCAGAUUCAACAGUUGAUUACUUGUGGAGUUAUAGCUCCCCUUAUAGAAAUUCUGGAAAAAGGUGAAUAUAAAGUACAAAAAGAAGCUAUUUGGGCUGUGACAAAUUACACAAAUGGUGGUACAGUUGACCAGGUUAUAUACUUGGUGCAAUGUGGGGUGCUGGAACCUCUCCUUAACUUGCUGUCAAACCAAGAUGCCAAAAUCCUCCUCGUAAUCCUGGAAUGCCUAUCCAAUAUCUUUCUUGCUGGAGAACAAUUGGGUGAAACGGACAAACUAUGCCUAUUAAUAGAGGAACUUUAUGGCUUGGAUAAAAUUGAGGCUCUUCAAUUCCAUUCAAAUACCACUGUGUACAAAACAGCAUUAAAACUUAUUGAGAAAUACUUCCUUGAUGAGGAGGAAAUUCCAAACAUGCAGUCUGAAGUAGCAAAUGGUGAACUUGUACUUCAAGUGCAUUUUUCUGAAGAUAAAUUUAGCUUUUGA
Messenger RNA from Hemiscyllium ocellatum (epaulette shark), 1557 nucleotides. Its product is annotated as importin subunit alpha-5-like. Gene Ontology annotation, biological process: NLS-bearing protein import into nucleus. Gene Ontology annotation, molecular function: protein binding; nuclear import signal receptor activity. The transcript is spliced from 10 exons. Bases 1 to 1557 code for a protein of 518 amino acids. Gene Ontology annotation, cellular component: cytoplasm; nucleus. Lineage: Eukaryota; Metazoa; Chordata; Chondrichthyes; Orectolobiformes; Hemiscylliidae. The record is from RefSeq and is a predicted model, not a curated record.